Molecule: messenger RNA, 852 nt
Organism: Cotesia congregata
Lineage: Eukaryota; Metazoa; Arthropoda; Insecta; Hymenoptera; Braconidae
Source: the annotation of a GenBank genome assembly
AUGGCUACAUUAGAGGAUAAAAUAUUGGGUGAGAAAUUGGAAUAUUACUGCAGUUCAAGUGAAGACGAAGAAAAAGAUUCUGGAGAUUCAGAUUCUGAGGAAUCAAAAUCAGAAUUGAAAGGAAGUGUUCAGUCAGAGGAAAUUCCUUCUUCGAGUUAUGAUGAGUGGAAUGGUACUUCCAGUAACACUGGCCCUAAAGGUGUUUUAAAGGAUUGGCAAAGAUUUAAACAAUUGGAGUCGGAAAAAAGAGCCGACCAAGAACGAGAACGUUUGCAAUUAAUUAAAAAAUUAAGUAUUACUUGUAGAAGUGCAUUGGACGAUGAAAAAGAAAAACUUAGUGAAACAGAUCCAGAAUUAGCGGAAUUGCUUGAAGAUGAUUUUUUACUUGAAUAUCAAAAACAAAGAAUGAAAGAAAUGCUAGUGAAAGCAAAUAAAUUUCAAUUUGGUACUUUAAUUAAUUUAAGUAGUGCUGAUGAAUUUUUAGAUGCUAUUGAUAAAGAAGAUAAGUCUGUGACUGUUGUUGUACAUAUUUACGAGAGAAACAUUCCUGCGUGUGAAGCUAUGAAUGGGAGUUUAAUAACAUUAGCUCAAGAAUAUACGAACAUAAAAUUUUGUAAAAUUCUUGGUUCGACAGCUGGCUUAAGUAAGCAUUUUAAAAAACGAGGGGUUCCAGCUCUUCUUGUUUAUAAAAAUGGCCAAGUAAUUGGUAAUUUUGUCAAUGUAUCUGACACAUUAGGAACUGACUUUUAUGCUUCAGAUGUUGAAAACUUUUUGCUUGAAAAUGGAAUCAUCGUAGAUAAAAAUAAUAUAUCAAAAAUAAUUGCUGAUUCAAUUAAUGAUGACAGUGAAUAA